This is a messenger RNA of Paramecium sonneborni, 1103 nucleotides long. The record is from the annotation of a GenBank genome assembly. NCBI's taxonomy places the organism in Eukaryota, Ciliophora, Oligohymenophorea, Peniculida, Parameciidae.
AUGAGAACAUAAUUAUUAACAUCUCCUCAACCACAAAAAUAAUAUAUCAUUCAAUAAUAAAGACAAGCUUAUUAUUAAGCAUAAUAAUAACCUUCUACUUAUAGACGACCUUAACCUGCUUUUGUUGUAUAUAAACAACCCUAAACUCAAUAAUUAUAAUAUUAAUAUCAAUAAUCAAUUUAAGUCAGAUAAUCACAACCUAUAUGCACUAUUCAAUCCCAUUAAAUUUACUAGCCUAAUCCUGUUAGAUAAUAAAGAAAUUCAAUUCAUUAAUAUCCAAUUUAAUUUACUAAUUCUAUUAGCCCUCAAUAUUCUAAUAAUUAUAGAUAGAUAUUCCCAAGUAAUUCAUAACAAUAAUUAACCCAACCUUAAACAGCUCCUAGAUACUCAAUUAAAAAAAGUCAAACAUUAACACUUCCAAAUCAACCUACUCAAUAAAAUUUCCCUUAAUAAAACUAUCAACUACCAUAAUAACUUUAAUAGUAAACACCUUAAAUUAAAUCAAUUACACCAAUUGUUAAUUACCAAGAAGAUGAAUUAGAGAAAAGAUUCUAGGAUGCUAUUGAUAGAACUAGAGAUUUAGUUCAUAAAUACAAUCCUGCAGAUUAAAACAAAUAAUAAUAAUAAUAAUAAUAAUAAUAAUAAUAAUAAUAAGAAUAAUUAACAUAACUUGCAUUAUAAUAUGAAGAUGGAUUUAUUUAUAGAGGAUAAGGUUAUGAACCUGCUAUGAGAGAAGGCUUUGGAGUACUCACAGACCAAAAUGAAAAUGAAGUUUAUAGCGGAUUUUGGAAAGAUAAUCAAUAUCAUGGAUAAGGAAAACUUAUUAAUUUCUAAGUAGAUUAGAUAUAAGGACCAUAUGAUUAUAGAGAUUUGGGAAAUAUUGAAGACGGAUGGAUGACUUAUGAAGGUUUUUUUAUUUACUAUUCAGUUUAGGUGAUUUUUAUGAAGGCAAAAUGCAUGGUAAAGGAAUUCUUAUUUUGACUAAUGGAGAAUAAUUUGAAGGAGAAUUUAAUGAUGGUAUGAUAGAUGGAUAAGGAAUAUAUACCAAUUCUGAUAGACAUGAUAUUAGAGGAGUUUGGAAAGAUGGAAUUUUAAUAGAAUGA